Molecule: messenger RNA, 2849 nt
Organism: Pleuronectes platessa (European plaice)
Lineage: Eukaryota; Metazoa; Chordata; Actinopteri; Pleuronectiformes; Pleuronectidae
Gene: rras2
Product: RAS related 2
Exons: 6
Coding region: 336-944 (202 amino acids)
Biological process (GO): signal transduction
Cellular component (GO): plasma membrane
Molecular function (GO): GTPase activity; GTP binding; GDP binding
Source: RefSeq, a predicted model, not a curated record
GACUCCCACUUCAGGCUCCGCGACGUGAGUAUCGCAGUGUUGGUCGUGGAGGCUGAAACGCGGUGAGGCGCAAGGACAGGAGGCGCUCGUAGCUUCCGUCUCUCCCCGCCGGUCUUACCCUUCUUCUGACCGGACUACACCGACGAGUCCCUCGGCCCGUUACACCUGGACUCUCCCGUCCCCUGUCUCUGCUGCUGCUGCUCCGGCGUCUCCUCCACCACCGCAGGGCCCUCUUCAGUUUCUACAGGAGGAGGAGAAGACGAAGCGAGGGGGGGAAAAGGUGGGUGUUUGCUGCUCACUGGUGCUUCGGCGGCGGCGGCGGCGAAGUGUCCUCGAUGGCCGGCUGGAAGGACGGCUCCGUGCAGGAGAAGUAUCGGCUGGUCGUGGUCGGAGGUGGCGGCGUCGGGAAAUCAGCGCUGACGAUCCAGUUCAUCCAGUCGUACUUCGUCACUGACUAUGAUCCCACAAUCGAAGACUCCUACACAAAGCAGUGUGUGAUUGACGACAAGGCGGCCAGGCUCGACAUCCUCGACACGGCUGGACAGGAAGAGUUUGGAGCCAUGAGAGAACAAUACAUGAGGACGGGGGAGGGCUUCCUGCUCGUCUUCUCCGUCACUGACAGAGGAAGCUUUGAAGAAAUCUACAAAUUCCAAAGACAAAUUCUCCGAGUCAAAGACAGAGAUGAAUUCCCGAUGAUCCUCGUAGGAAACAAAGCAGAUCUGGAGCCACAGAGACAAGUAACCCAGGAGGAGGGCCAGCAGCUGGCCAGACAACUGAAGGUCACAUAUAUGGAGGCUUCAGCCAAAAUCCGCUUGAACGUAGACCAAGCUUUCCAUGAGCUGGUUAGGGUAAUCAGGAAAUUCCAAGAACAGGAAUGUCCACCGUCGCCAGAACCAACGAGAAAAGAGAAAGACAAGAGCGGCUGCCACUGUGUGAUCGUCUGAGUCGGCCUUAUCACUGUAUCUCAUGCAGCUACUCUCGACCACCCCGCCCACUCUGCCUGACAUCACAUCCCUCAGAGGAUGACUGACCGCUGCCUUCUCCUCGUGCAUGACUCCAGACAGCCUUUUCUGAGAUACUCUGACCAGGAACUGCUGUCCAGGACAUCACUGUGGACAACUGGCAAUGCCAAAAUGUUAACACCACUCUACCUUCAGCCGUAAUCUAAUCCACUUGAGAGAGUCCCAACACUAAACAUUGCCUUCUAAAUCCGCCUGACAAAUUAACGUUUUUUGUACUCUGAAGGACUUCUCUUGCCUUGUAGUGACAUUUGUACCUGCUACCGAGAUUGAAUGAAAAUUAUAUAUCUAGAAUGUUAAUGACUUUCUUUAGUUUCCAGAGUCUGAUCAGAGCAGAGAGAUUAUCUUAUGAAGCUUUGUGUAUGUUGUGCCAUACCCACCUUUACUCCCAUGUGCUAAUCUGCUACUGUACAUAAGUGACAUUUGUUGUGAUUUUCAAAGUGUAUUUCUAAUGACUUGUUAAAUCACCACAGUACAGUGUGUGAGGUUGAGUUUGGUUUUACACAUAAGAAAGUGAAUAUAUAUAAGGAUGUAUAUAAAUAUAAUACCUAGACGGCCCUUAAAGCUACAAUGAUGGAACUUUCUACCGUUCUGCAGUGGAUUCUUUACUUUGUCUGUGGUCUCUGCUUGUGUCUCAGUUGCCAAAUGUGGAGUGUCUACUGUAUCUGAUUUUCUCAUUUUAAGUCUUAUAGAUAGAAGGGUUUUAUCCUACGCCUUCACCUCAGUGAAACGAAAGAAAUUAGUCUGACAUUCUUUCCACGAUGGCGACAACUCUGCGUUGUUUCAGAUCUCUAAGAAGCAGUUGAGGAAAAAAGGAAAACAAAUCAAAACACUGAACGCUCUUUGCUCUACAUUCAACCCUCUGACAAAUCCAUUUGUUUGCAAAUCAAGUCGCUUUCAGUUUAGUUCAGAUCAUUCCAAUGUCACGCAUCAUUUUCUGUCAAACAUUUAGUCAACAAUUUCACUGUUCUUUCAUUCCAAUAACAAAGUGGCAAUGUAUCUGUUUUGUCCCCUUGAAUUAUUCUGCUACACAACUUUUAAAAAAUGUUUUAACCCAAUGGUCUGCGAGUGAGAAACCAGGACACGAGGAAGCACUGAGACGAAAACAAGUUGUGUCUCCUCUGGGACAUGAACUCAGCAGACCUGCCACCUGUGGAGUCGUCAUCGCCGCAGAUGCCACGAUACUGUUCUGCCUUCCCUCGCAACUUCUGUACUUCUGUUCGGGCAUAAUACAGUAAAACAGUACUGCAGUUUGUUUUUUCAUAUCCUUGCCUUGUAAUAUGAACAAGAAAAUCAAUGAUGGAAAUAAUGGACUUGAUUAAAUGUUUCUACUCUACUUUUAUACAUUAUUUUCUUAUCAAUCUAGUUAUUAAGUAUUUUUAUAUGUUUAUAAGUGAAUACAUGUUCACAGCGCGGCUGUGUGUAUACGAAAAGAGGAAUAUUCAAUUCUCUUUAUUUGAGACUGAAGAUGACUGUUGGCCCAAAUCUACAAAAUGAGAUUUUCUUUCACCCAAAUGUGACCAAGAAUGUUUUUUCCUUAUCGAGACUUUAGUAAUGGAGUAUUGAUAUUUAUCUGGAGGGGGAUUACCACCAGCCCAGCGCAACACGCCAGAUCAGAUGGGAGAUAGGAAAGAUUGUGGUAUUUACAUGGGAGCUUUAUACCACACUAAUCAAUUAUUACAGAUUCUGAGAUUUAACCAUUUUCCAUCUCAUCGCAAAUCCUAGUGUACAUCCAAAUCAUGUUUUUUCUUUUCUUUUUCUUCCUUAUCAGUGUCUUUUGCCCUGUGUAGUGCUUUUUGGUGCUAGAAUAAAAUCUGUCAUUGAGCCAGA